AUGUUUUUGUCUAGACGUUGGGAGUCGGAGGAGGAUGGUUUUAAGCUUGCAUUUAUGCAUUUGUUGCAAAAAAUUUUGCUGGCUUCACCAAAUACUACUCGUAUUUCUUUGAAGGAUUUUGACGUAGUUGAUUCUGACGACAUCAAUGACUAUCCGUGGGGUAUUGACGUCUUCAAGUAUACCUUUGAUUGUUUUACAACAAAGUCCGUUCUUAGUCCGGGCAGUUUCAAGCAAGAUAUAAAUAGGUACGACUAUCGCCUGCAAGGUUUUCCCUAUGUACUCCAAUGUUGGUUUUACGAGUGCUGCUCAAAAGCGAAAAAUACCUUUGCUCAGUUGGUGAAUGAAACUGCUAUUCCCCGUAUUUUACGUUGGCAAGCUUUCAUUGUUGCAAAAUACUAUGCAGUUGACAGAGAAUUAUUUGCUGAAGUGUCAUCUGAUGAGGUAAGUUUCCGAUCUAUUGUUCCAACACCGGCUGAAAGGAACGCGCUUAAUUUAGGUGACUUUUUCAGAAAAAAUAAAGGUAAAGGUAAGGCUGGAUUGGAUGUUAGUGAAGAAGUUGGAAAUCAGGAUGGCUAUUUUCCGGCAAUUGAUUUAUCGAAAGAAUCUGAAGAAACAUCAAACACUUUGAACUUAAGUGUUAUGGAAGAGAAGUUAGAAUUUCUUAUGGCUGGUCAGAAGACAAUGCAGGCUGAUAUUUUGGAAUUUAAGCAUCUGUUCACUUCGAAAUUUUCCGAAGUCUUGAAGGUUGUGAAUUCGUUGAAUUCAAAUAUUAAGCGUACAGGUGACUCAAAAAAGGUUCAUUCACAGUUAGGUGCCUCAUCUUCGCCUAUUGGCAAUAAAAAUGAUGACGAUAAGUCGUACUCUGGUGGAAAACCUGCUGAACAUGAACAUCAUGUUGAUUCAGAAUAUACUGCUUCUGCUGAAUUAGAACCAGUUUUAAAGGUUAGAAGAUCACAAAAAGCAGCAUCUAGCGCGCACACAUCAAGUGUUGUGAAGGAAGAAAAUGUUGAUCUUCCUGCUGAGGAGAGUUCAAAGAAGGGUAGUUUUAAUGGUAGUUUUAUGGGAUCCGGAAUAGGAGUUGAAGAUUCUGUUGAUUGUCAAAAGGUAACUCCUGAUAAAGAUAUUGCGGAUAAGUCUGCUUCGAAGCACGAAAGUGAUGAGGGUGGGUCUUCUGAUGAAGAACAAGGUGAUGAAAAACUGGAAGAUAUGGAUAAAGAAAUGGAAGAUGUGGUUGGGGAGAAAAUGAAUGUUAUGGAAUCUGAACAUGUUCAUAAUUUGGUUGAGGAGAAAAUUGAUGUUAUUGAAUCUGGCUUUGAUAAGGAACUUCCAAAAGUUAGUAAUAUGGAAGCUGCCGGUUGCUCCAAGGAUAUGGGAAUUAGUGGUGGAAAUUUUGUUGUCCCGUCGGUUGUUGAGGUUCCGCGCCAACCUCAGUUUUCGCCAGUAUCUCCUACGUUUGAUUUAUCAGAAGAGUGCAUUGAAGAGGCUAUGCAAAAUGCAAUGGAAACCAUUGCUAAAAUGAAAUCUCAGAAGGAUGAUUAUGUUGAAGCAAACUUUGGUAUUGAAUCUGAUCUUGUCACUCCAGUUCCUUCUAAGAGGAUUGGAAAACCUAGUUUUUUACUCAAGUCCCCUUUUUUGAAUGAUUUUGGAUCUUCUUCAGGCUUAAUUGUGCCGAAGCAAAGUAUUGGCAGUGUUUGUUUAUGUCCAUUUGAUGAAAAAAGCAUAUGUUUUAGCGAUGUCAAAAAACAAGAGCAAGUUCGGCUAUGGCUUGAUGAAGGACGCAUGAAACCUUUGAAGAAGAAAAUAUAUGAUGUGAAGAAUGACAUCUUGCGUCCUCGCCUUCAUUUUGGCGUAGUUGAUAUUGAAUCCAAAACAUGGUUUUAUAACCUGUUUCAGGAUAUCCUAUUUCCUGUUCUCAUGUUGAUGUUCUGUUUUACUAUCUGA
Mercurialis annua (annual mercury) is the source of this 1941-nucleotide messenger RNA. RefSeq lists its product as uncharacterized. The transcript has 8 exons. Bases 1 to 1941 code for a protein of 646 amino acids. Lineage: Eukaryota; Viridiplantae; Streptophyta; Magnoliopsida; Malpighiales; Euphorbiaceae. The record is from RefSeq and is a predicted model, not a curated record.